CCCGGGUGGGCGGAGCCUCUGCUCUGCAUCAUAAGCCAUCAGCACAGCGGUUCUCAAAGAGACCUAAACCCUCCGGCCUGCUCCGCUACUUCUCCUGUUGCUACACAUCCUGUCCUCACUGGGAAGAAAGCAGCACUGGACUUGAGCUUAAUGGAAACAAAACGGAGAGGAGCUGCAACUGUAAAGAGCAAAAUGUCUAGAUGACAACAGCUAUGCUGACUUAGCUGAUCAAUUACUGGGUCGCUGACACUUCCUUCCCCCUGCUAUCACUGACUCCCCCAUCCCCGUCAAACCAUGUUGGUUAGGAGAAAGCUCUGGGUGGUUGCAGCAACUGCUGCAGUUCUGCUUCUUAUGCUCGCAAGCCAGAGCAUCCAGAUGAGACAUUUACUGCCUCUCAACAGCAGGACCGAAGCCUCUAACAGGGGGACGGUGGUUGAGCCAACGGUUGCCCCUGCUGUACAGACUCCUCCCCCUCCUCCUGGUACCAUCCGCUCUGAGAAGGAUGGAGAAGAAGUAGAAGAGGAGGAGGAGGAAGAGGAAGAAGAUGAGGAGGGGGAAGAAGAGGAAACGCCUGUAGAGGACUUUCAGUUCCCGAAGCCAUGCAGUUGCUCAGACUCCUGUGUUUCAGACCUCAGAGGGUCUGCAUGGUUCAGCAUGCGCUACGACCCCAACCAGGAACCUAUCCUACGUGCCAAGAACAACUUUGACCCUGAUGCACUCGCAUGGUGGCAGGGUCUUCAGCGGUCCGGAAAUGACCAGACUUUAGAGGAAGUGAUGGCAAAAAUGUUUCAGGUCGUUUCCCCACCCACUGUGGAAACCAAACCAGUCCCCACACGUUGCCGUAAAUGCGCAGUUGUCGGCAACUCUGGGAAUCUACGAAGGUCCGGUCAUGGCAAACUGAUCAACUCACACAGCUUUAUAAUUCGAAUGAACAAGGCAACGACUCGAGGGUUCGAGAACGAUGUUGGUAAUAGGACAACGCAUCACUUCCUGUACCCAGAGAGUGCUGUGGAUGUGGAUCAUGGAGUCAGCCUGGUCCUCCUACCAUUCAAGCUGAGGGAUCUGGAGUGGCUGACCAGCGCCUUGUCAACCGGCCAUAUCAAAAUGACUUACAUGAGGGUGAAAGACAGAGUGGUGGCUGAUAAAGACAAGGUUCUGGUGGUGAAUCCAGUCUUCUUUAAGUACGUCCACGAUCGUUGGACGGAGCUUCACGGUCGCUACCCGUCCACCGGCAUGCUGGCCAUCAUCUUCGCUCUACACACCUGUGACCAAGUGUCUGUGUUUGGUUAUGGUGCUGACAAGCAAGGGAACUGGCAUCACUACUGGGAGGAGAACCGCUACGCCGGAGCCUUCAGGAAGACCGGUGUCCAUAGUGCUGACUUUGAAACCGAGGUCAUCCGUACCCUCGCUAAGGAAGGAAAGAUCAAGCUCUACCUUUAACACUCGGCUUAAGACUGAAGGAUCUGGUAUUAAACAACCAAAUAUGAGCCGGAAAUGGGCUGCAAGUUUUGUUUUUCUUUUUCUUCAAUGGAGGGGUAUUUAGACAGCAAUCAAAGUGCGUCUUGAUUCCUCUAAUCACCACAUUUGCCUUCAGUAGCUUCCCUUCGGAUGCUAUUUUUCUUAUUUUCGGUCACCUGUGGUCACAGGUUAGAAAUUAACUGGUUUAACACAACAGACCCACUGGGCAGCAAUUGGAUAUAUUUAGAGAGUCCUGCUGCUUCAAAGUUCAACCUAAACAAUGAGCUUUUUAUUUUUUUAUUCCUUCACUGACUGUCCUGCUGUUGGUGACUGAUGGGACUGACCACGUUUUGCUCUGAAUAGGAAUCAACCACCAAGGUUUUUCAAUUUUUUUUAUUUUCAAAUGGAUUCUGUGGACACUAUAAGAGGGUAACUUUUUUAUUUUAAUUUGUUUUAUAUCUAAAGCACUUUGUAAUGAAGGGGAAAUGUUGGGGAAAAGCUCAAAUAAUUUUGUUUACCAACCAAACAGACAAAUUGAUUUUUUGGCAAUCCUGGUUAUGAUGUGUAAAAGCCAUGCAUUAAAAGGAGUCUUUAAUUAGA
Cyprinodon variegatus (sheepshead minnow) is the source of this 2058-nucleotide messenger RNA. It is a transcript of the gene st3gal8, whose product is annotated as CMP-N-acetylneuraminate-beta-galactosamide-alpha-2,3-sialyltransferase 2-like. The record is from RefSeq and is a predicted model, not a curated record. The coding region runs from base 295 to 1440 and encodes 381 amino acids. Lineage: Eukaryota; Metazoa; Chordata; Actinopteri; Cyprinodontiformes; Cyprinodontidae. The transcript has 9 exons. Gene Ontology annotation, molecular function: beta-galactoside (CMP) alpha-2,3-sialyltransferase activity.